Trichophyton verrucosum HKI 0517 is the source of this 336-nucleotide messenger RNA. RefSeq lists its product as uncharacterized. Lineage: Eukaryota; Fungi; Ascomycota; Eurotiomycetes; Onygenales; Arthrodermataceae. The transcript has a single exon. Bases 1 to 336 code for a protein of 111 amino acids. The record is from RefSeq and is a predicted model, not a curated record.
AUGAAAUCCUUUCUCGUGAGAAAAAGGAACAAUCCCAUCGUAUAUCGCAUUCUCAACAUCACCCAACAACUGGCUAUCUACGGAAUGACAUCCUGCAUGUCCACCCCGGUGGAUGGGAUGAUAUUGCUUUUCACAUCUACAUAUUUCCCUUCAAGAUGCUUGAAGGCUUGCCACUACUUGAUGCAUCCGCCAACUCACGUUGGGUGGAUCGACACAGCGCAGCAGGUUUUGCUUCCGUUCCCUUCAACUCCGUUGAACAUGUGCUCCAUGCAUGGAAAACAUAUCCCAGAUGGAAGAGUCAUGAUAAUCCUUGAUGAUACACAGAAACAAGGGUAA